UACAGCAGAACCGUUGCUCCCCUAACCCUGCUUAAAGAUGGCUUUCAGAACUGGACAUGUUUCCAGCUACCUUCUGAAUAUUUUGUUGGAAUACCGGUCAUAAUCGGAUGGUGUGUGGAAAUUAGAUCGGAUUUAAGGGGGUUGUGGUGUCCGUUCUCGACGACACACAUUCAGUUCCCCUUCGGCAGUCUGCACGGCGCUCGACGCCGCUGGCUGUAGUGUCGAGGUUGUAAAUAUUAUCAGCUCUCCAGCCAGACUCCAUCUAGACCAGUGCUUCUGAUAAAAAUGGCCACCAUGGAGAAGCUGAUGAAGGCGUUUGAGUCGCUCAAAUCAUUCCAGCAGCAGCAAGGCCCGCUGUCGGCCGAGGAGCUCGUCCAGAAACAAAAAAAAGACCUUGCUACAACCAAAAAGGACAGAGUGACUCAUUGCCUGACGAUAUGUGAAAACAUUGUGGCACAGUCGCUGAGGACAUCUCCAGAGUUCCAGAAACUUCUCGGAAUCGCUAUGGAAAUGUUCUUGUUGUGCAGUGACGACAAGGAGUCUGACGUCAGGAUGGUGGCAGAUGAGUGCCUCAACAAAAUCAUCAAAGCAUUGAUGGAUUCCAACUUGCCUAGGCUGCAGCUUGAACUGUACAAAGAGAUUAAAAAGAACGCUGCCUCUCGGAGUCUGCGGGCAGCCUUGUGGAGGUUUGCUGAGCUUGCUCACCUAGUGCGUCCACAGAAAUGCAGGCCGUACCUUGUGAAUCUGCUGCCGUGUCUGACGCGGAUCACAAAACGUCAGGAGGAGACUGUGCAGGAAACUCUUUCUUCUUCAAUUCCUAAAAUCAUGGCUGCCCUGGGUCACUUCGCCAAUGAUGGAGAGAUCAAGAUGCUGUUGAGGGCCUUUGUUGCCAAUCUGAAGUCCAGUUCUCCUACUAUUCGCCGAACAGCGGCCAGCUCGGCUGUCAGCGUGUGUCAGCACUCACGCAGAACACACUACUUCUACACCUGGCUCCUCAACGUGCUGCUCAGUUUGGUAGUGCCAGUGGAUGAGGAACAUUCCAGUCACCUGAUUCUGGGUGUAUUACUGACGUUGCGCUACCUGAUGCCUCUUCUUCAGCAGCAGGCUCCUAACACCAGCCUGAAGGGCAGCUUUGGUCUUGUUCGUAAAGAGGCAGACAUCACCCCUACACCGGAGCAGCUCAUUCAGGUCUAUGAACUGACCCUGCACUACACGCAGCACUGGGAUCAUAAUGUGGUGACAGCAUCUUUGGAGCUUCUGCAGCAGGUGUUUCGCACUCCUCCCCCUGAGCUCUUGAACGCACUCAUCACACGUGGCAAAAUAUCACACACCAGUGUCUUUAGAGAAGAGACAGAGUUCCGUGCACGAAGUGGCAGCAUCCUCGAGCUUAUUGCUGGUGGGUCAACAUGCAGUCCUCUCCUCCUCAGGAAGCAGAAAGGUAAGCUGUUGUCAGGUGAAGAGGAGGGUUUGGAAGAUGACCCUGAGAGGGCAGAGGUCACCACAGGAUCAUUCUCUGCCUCGGUUGGUGGCGACAGCUCCAGUGAAGCUCCCUCCUCAUCAGGUGUUUCGUCUCUUGGCACAUCUGACAUCAUCACAGAGCAGCCACGCUCCUCCCAGCAUGCUUUGCAGCCGGGAGACUCAGUGGACCUGAGUGCAUCAGAGCAGGGUGGAGGGCCUGAUACUCCAGAUGAGGAAGACGAGGAGGACAUGCUAAGUCGCAGCUCAAGCGGGGGCGCUGGGGUCGUCAGCACGUCUGGUGACUUAUUAACCGAUGGGAACCAGAUGUCGACGGGAGCAGUGUCAUCACCCCCUAGUGAUAGUUCCCAGACGACUACGGAGGGGCCGGACUCCGCCGUGACGCCUUCAGACUGCGCCGAGCUCGUAAGUGUCACCAGCACCAGCAGACGCUAUCGGAACUAUUCACCACCUUCCCCAACUCCCACAGAAGGGCCGGACGCGCACUCUGACAGCGAGUUAUCUAUCUACAGGCCAUCCUCUUCCUCCUCCUCUACCUCGACUUCUUCCUCCACCUUUUCUGCCAUCUCUUCCUCUAGCAGUAGUGACCAGGUGCUGGACGGCAGUGAUAGUCAGUACUCAGGGAUGCAGAUCGGCACACUGCAGGAUGAGGAAGAGGAGGGCGCAGCUCCACCGCCUGAUAAACCUCCAGAGCCUUUCUCUCAGUCAGCACUGGCUUUAAGUAAGCCGCAUCUUCUGGAGGGAAAAGGUCACAACAGGCAAUCAUCUGAUAGCAGUGUGGAUCGAUUCAUACCAAAGGAAGAGGUUCUGGAACCUGCAGAACACGACAACAAGCCAUCUAGGAUUAAAGGAGAUAUUGGUCACUAUACUGACUCAAAGAAAGAGCCUCUGGUACACUGUGUCCGGCUGUUGGCUGCCUCCUUCCUGCUCACCUUCCAAAGAAAUGGUCUGGUUCCUGAUAAUGAGGUCCGUGUGAGCGUUAAGGCAUUAGCCGUUAGCUGUGUGGGGGCAGCAGCAACUCUUCUACCCGAAGCCUUCUUCAACAAACUCUACUUGCAGCCAAUAGAAGGGCAAGAACCAGAUGAGCAACAGUACAUCAGUGAUAUUCUGCAGUACAUUGAACAUGGGGAUCCUCAGAUCAGAGGAGCCACAGCCAUCCUGUGUGGGGCUUUAAUCCAAGCCAUCCAGCUCAAUACACGCUACAACACGGAGACAUGGCUGUCCCAGAUCCACUCCAUCACAGGAAACUCUAUGACACUCGAAAACUUUGUGCCUCUGCUGCAGCGAAGUCUGAAAGAUGAAUCUUCAGUCACAUGUAAAAUGGCCUGUGCUGCUAUUAGGCACUGUAUUAUGGCGUUGUGCAGUGGCAGUCUAAGUGAACUUGGCCUGCAGCUGCUCAUUGAUCUGCUGACCCUGAAGGACUGCUCCUAUUGGCUGGUUCGCACUGAGCUUUUGGAGACGCUUGCUGAGAUUGAUUUCCGGUUAGUGAGUUUCUUGGAGAGAAAAACUGAGAAGUUGCACAAAGGAGAGCAUCACUAUACCGGGUUGUUGAGGCUCCAGGACAGGGUUCUAAAUGAUGUUGUGCUUUAUCUACUGAGCGAUGAGGACCCGCGUGUGAGACAUGUGGCAGCAAACACCAUCAGCAGGUUGGUGCCCAGGUUGUUCUUUGACUGUGACCAGGCUCAGACAGACCCGGUUGUGGCCAUAGCUCGAGAUCAGAGCAGUGUGUACCUGCAGCUGCUAAUGCACGAGACCCAGCCUCCAUCACAGUUCACUGUCAGCACUAUUACACGAACAUACCGUGGCUACAAUCUGGGUGAGAGCGCACCGGAUGUUACAGUGGAGAACAACCUAUCUCGGGUCAUCGCUGCCAUCUCCCACGCCCUCACCUCUUCCACUUCCAGAGCCACCACCUUUGGCUGUUGUGAGGCUCUGUGCCUUUUGUCCAGCACCUUCCCAGUGUGCACUUGGAGCACAGGCUGGCAUUGUGGCUUUGUGUGCUCUUCUGUCUUUCAUCUCAACCGCUCCAGCCAGUACCGCAGCCGAGGACGUUCCUUAAGUCUCUCUCAGCCUGGUGGUAGUGAGGACAUGCGCCGGUCUCUGACGGUCGGUGUGACAAGUAUGGUUUUGUCUCUCAUCUCCUCUGCCUGGUUCCCUCUUGAUCUGUCUGCCCAUCAGGCUGCUCUGCUACUGGCUGGAAACCUUCUCGCGGCUGUUGCACCUAAGUGCAUGAAGAGCCCGUGGGCAGGUGAGGAAGAGUCUAACCCCGCCCCCUCAAAGGUAGAGGAGGCGUGGUCUGCUCUUAACGACCACUCUCUGGUUGUUAUGGUGGAGCAGCUGUUCUCACACCUGCUGAAGAUCCUUAACAUCUGUGCCCAUGUGCUGGAUGACACACCCCCAGGCCCUGCGGUCAAGGCUACUUUACCCUCAUUGGGCAACACUCCAUCUCUCAGUCCAAUCAGACGGAAGGGUAAAGAGAAGGAGAUGAUGGAGCCGAGCACCACCCCCAUGAGCCCAAAGAAAGGAGGAGAAGCCAACACAGGCAGAUCGGCGGACAGCACAGCGACACCAGCAGCUAACAAAUCCACCACUCUGGGCAGCUUUUAUCACCUCCCUCCUUAUCUGAAGCUUUAUGAUGCACUGAGAGCUACACAUGCUAACUACAAAGUCACAUUAGACCUUCACAACACUAAUGAGAAGUUUGGGAGUUUCCUGAGGUCGGCGCUUGAUGUCCUUUCACAGCUGCUUGAGAUGGCCACCCUGCAUGAUAUUGGCAAAUGUGUCGAAGAGAUCCUGGGUUACCUCAAGUCCUGUUUCUCACGGGAACCCACUAUGGCCACUGUGUGUGUUCAGCAGCUGUUAAAGGCGUUGUUUGGGACCAAUCUUGCAUCUCAGUAUGAGGGGGCAUCAUCUCACCCAUGUCGGUCCCAGGGCAAGGCCCUCCGGCUCGGCUCGACCAGUGUCAGACCCGGCCUUUACCAUUACUGUUUCAUGGCCCCAUACACUCACUUUACCCAGGCCCUCGCAGAUGCCAGCCUCAGAAACAUGGUGCAAGCUGAACAAGAACAGGACGCCUCUGGGUGGUUUGAUGUCAUGCAAAAAGUCUCCAAUCAACUGAGGUCAAGUAUCACCAAUGUUACUCGCCACCGAGGAGACAAGAAUGCCAUUCAUAAUCAUAUCCGUUUGUUUGAGCCACUGGUGAUAAAGGCUCUGAAGCAGUACACCACCAGCACCUCAGUGGCCCUACAAAGACAGGUGCUGGACCUACUCACCCAACUUGUGCAGCUCCGGGUCAACUACUGUUUGCUUGAUUCAGACCAGGUAUUCAUUGGUUUUGUGCUGAAGCAGUUUGAGUAUAUUGAAGUGGGGCAGUUCAGACACUCUGAAGAGAUUGUGCCCAACAUUUUCUUUUUCCUGGUUCUGCUGUCCUAUGAGCGCUACCACUCCAAACAGAUCAUCAGCAUCCCAAAGAUCAUACAGCUGUGUGACGGCAUUAUGGCCAGCGACAGGAAGGCAGUAACACAUGCAAUCCCUGCACUGCAGCCUAUAGUACACGACCUCUUUGUGCUGCGGGGCUCCAAUAAAGCAGAUGCAGGGAAGGAGCUGGACACUCAAAAGGAGGUGGUGGUGUCUAUGCUGCUACGCCUCAUACAACACCAUCAGGUGCUGGAGAUGUUUAUUCUAGUCCUACAGCAGUGCCAUAAAGAGAAUGAAGAUAAGUGGAAGAGGCUUUCACGACAGAUUGCUGACAUCAUCCUUCCAAUGAUCGGCAAACAGCAAAUGCACCUGAACUCCCAUGAGGCUUUGGGUGUGUUAAACACACUGUUCGAGACAGUGGCUCCCUCCUCUCUGCGGCCUGUGGACAUGCUACUGAAGAGCAUGUUCAUCACACCUUCUACACUAGCAUCAGUGGGUACGGUGCAGUUGUGGGUGUCUGGGAUUCUCGCCAUCCUGCGCGUCCUCAUCUCACAGUCCACAGAGGACAUCAUUCUGUCUCGUAUUCAGGAGCUUUCUUUGUCGCCAUACCUCCUUUCCUGUCCCACCAUCCGUCGAUUGUGUGACGAUUACCCCUCCCCUCCUGAAGCCCCGCCCACCACCAUGGAAGACGCCAAUGGAGAGCCACAGUGCGUCCCUCCUGAGGAAACGUUUGCUAGGUUCUUAUUGCAGUUAGUGGGGGUGUUGCUGGAUGAUAUCGCCACUAAACAGGUGAAAGUUGAUAUGAGUGAACAACAGCACACGUUCUACUGUCAGCAGCUGGGCACACUGCUCAUGUGUUUGAUCCACAUCUUCAAAUCAGGAAUGUUCCGGCGAAUCACGGCAGCGGGCAGCAGGCUGUUGAAGGCAGAGGAAGAGGAAGGGGGUAAUUUUUAUGCUUUGGAGGGUUUGAACAGCCUGGUGCUCCAGCUCAUCACUACACACCCAUCUCUGGUCCUGCUCUGGUGUCAGGUCCUUCUCAUCAUCAACUACACCAACUACACCUGGUGGUCAGAGGUGCAUCAGACACCCAGGAGGCACAGUCUGUCCAGCACUAAGCUGCUGAGUCCGCACUCAUCUGGAGAGGAGGAGAGACCUGAGGGGAAGUUGGCUAUGUGUAACAGAGAGAUUGUCCGACGUGGAGCACUUAUCCUCUUCUGUGACUAUGUGUGUCAAAACCUGCAUGACUCUGAGCAUCUGACAUGGCUGACAGUGAAUCAUGUGAGUGAUCUGAUCAGUCUUUCCCAUGAGCCUCCAGUGCAGGAUCUCAUCAGUGCUGUGCACCGAAAUUCGGCAGCCAGCGGACUCUUCAUACAGGCUAUACAAUCACGCUGCGACAAUCUUUCUACUCCGGUAAUGCUGAAGAAGACCUUGCAGUGUCUUGAGGGCAUUCAUCUAAGUCAGUCUGGGGCUCUGCUAAUGCUAUACGUGGACAAGCUACUCAACACGCCGUUCCGUGUGCUGGCUCGCAUGGUGGACACACUCGCCUGCAGACGUGUGGAGAUGCUGCUUGCCGAGACCUUGCAGAAUAGUAUCGCUCAGCUGCCACUGGAGGAGCUGGACAGGAUUCAGCAGUACCUGCAGACCAGUGGCCUUGCGCAAAGGCAUCAGCGGUUCUACUCUCUACUGGACAGGUUCAGAGCCACUGUUGCUGAAGAUACCACGAGCCCUGCCGCCCCCAUCACCUCGCACCCACUGGAUGGGGACCUGCCCCCUCCCCCUGAAAAUGUGGAACCCAAUAAAGAGUGGUAUGUUGCUCUGGUGAAAUCUCAGUGUUGUUUGAGACUUGAAGGAGCUCUAUAUGAAACUACAGAGCUGCUGACAAAACUUCCUCAAUCUGACCUGAACGCAAUCAUGACCUGCAAGGACUUUAACUUGUGUCUGCUGGCUUCAUGUCUGAGUGUUGGGGUACAGAGGGUGUGUAAGGAUCAUGGGACGGUCAUAUUUGACACCGCUCAACAGGUGGCCUUCGAGCGAUUGGCUGGUGUCAUUGAGCUCCUCCCUUCCCCUCAUCAGCCCCUCCUAUCCUCCUCCAAAAUGUGUGCGGACUAUUGGGAGAAGCUUAAUCAAGUCUACAGUGAGCCUGGGUUUUAUCAGACAGUGUUGAGUCUGUGUGGCGUGUUGAGUCAGUACCUGCUGUCUCUGUCCAAACUGCCGUCCUCACUGCACAUUCCCAAAGACAAAGAGACACUCAUUACCACCUUCAGCACCCUCGCCAUAGAGGUGGUGGUUUGGCGUUUGCUGCAGGAUCAGCUGCCUCUGAGUGUGGACAUGCAGAUGAGUCUGUCGUGUCUGUGUCUGGCUCUCCAGCAGCCGGCGGUGUGGACACACUUCGCCUCACACACUUACCUCACACACACCUGCUCCAUUGUCCACUGUAUACAGCUCCUCAUCCACGCAGUCGCUGUUGGUCCUGGUGACCAGCUUCUGAGGCCGGAGCGGAAAACAGAGCAGUCAGAAGACCAGUUGGACUCUGCAGAUAAACAACUUGAAUGGCGGUGUUGUGAGAUCAUGGCUGAGCUGGUUGAAGGGCUGCAAAGUGUGCUGGCUCUGGGUCACCACAGAAACAAGAACAUUCCAGCGUUCCUUACACCUACCCUACGGAAUGUCAUCAUCAGCCUGGCCAGGCUGCCCAUUGUGAACAGCUACACCCGAAUCCCACCACUGGUCUGGAAGCUGGGCUGGUCACCCAGGCCAAGUGGAGAAUUUGGCACAGCAUUGCCAGAGAUCCCUGUAGAGUUCCUGCAGGAGGAAGAUGUCUUCAGAGAGUUCCUCUACCGCAUUAACACUCUGGGCUGGAGCAGUCGGACACAGUUUGAGGAGACGUGGGCCACUCUGUUGGGAGUGCUGGUCACUCAGCCAAUCACGAUGGACCAAGAAGAAGAAACCCAGCAAGAGGAGGAUAUGGAGAGGACUCAGAUCAAUAUACUGGCGGUUCAGGCCAUCACCUCUCUGGUGCUGAGUGCCAUGACUUUGCCAACAGCAGGAAACCCAGCCGUCAGCUGCCUUGAACAGCAACCCCGAAACAAAAUCCUCAAAGCUCUGGACACCAGGUUUGGUCGCAAGCUGAGUGUGAUUAGAGGUAUGGUUGAGCGUGAGAUUCAGGCCAUGGUGUCAAAGAGAGACAACAUCGCCACACAUUUCCCCUAUCAUGCCUGGGACCCCGUGCCAUCCUUAUCAUCCUCAACGGCAGGCACCCUCAUCAGCCAUGAGAAACUCCUGCUGCAGAUUAACACAGAGAGGGAGAUGGGCAACAUGGACUACAAAAUGGGUCAAGUGUCAAUUCACUCAGUGUGGUUGGGAAAUAACAUCACCCCUCUGAGGGAGGAGGAGUGGGGUGAGGAUGAGGAAGAUGAAGCAGAUGCUCCAGCACCUGCCUCACCGCCAUUAUCGCCAAUCAACUCCAGGAAGCACCGUGCUGGGGUUGACAUCCAUUCCUGCUCUCAGUUCCUUCUGGAGCUCUACAGUCAGUGGAUCCUCCCUGGCAGCCCCAGUAGCAAGAAGACUCCUGUUGUGCUCCUCAGUGAGGUGGUCAGAUCACUGCUGGCAGUGUCUGAUCUCUUCACUGAGAGGAAUCAGUUUGAUAUGAUGUUCUCCACUUUGACUGAGCUGCAGAAGGUUCAUCCACCAGAGGAUGAGAUUCUCAACCAGUACCUCGUGCCAGCUAUCUGCAAAGCAGCGGCAGUGCUUGGCAUGGAUAAAGCCAUCGCAGAGCCUGUGUGCCGUCUGUUGGAGAGCACCUUGCGUAGCACUCAUCUGCCCAGUCGAAUUGGCGCUCUUCACGGAGUUCUGUACGUGCUGGAGUGCGACCUACUGGACGAUACGGCACGCCAGCUUAUACCUACCGUCAAUGAAUACCUGCUGUCUAACCUUAGAGCUAUAGCACAAUGUGUGAAUCUACACAACCAACAGCAUGUGUUGGUGAUGUGCGCGGUGGCAUUCUACAUGAUGGAGAACUACCCCCUGGAUGUAGGGUCCGAGUUCAAUGCCGGGAUCAUUCAGCUGUGCUGUAUGAUGCUGUCUGCUAGUGAGGAGGCCACACCAUCCAUCAUCUACCACUGCAUUCUGCGAGGUCUGGAGCGGUUGCUUCUGUCUGAGCAGUUGUCGCGUGUGGACGCAGAGACGCUAGUCAAGCUGAGCGUUGAGCGUGUGAACAUGCCCAGCCCACACCGUGCCAUGGCUGCCCUGGGUCUCAUGCUCACCUGCAUGUACACAGGUGUGGCUGGAGAGGAAGGGAAGGAGAAGGGAAGUCCCGGGCGCCCUGUUGAUGCAGACCCCACAGCUCCUGACAGCGAAUCGGUCAUUGUCGCAAUGGAGCGUGUAUCCGUCCUGUUUGACAGGAUUCGCAAAGGCUUUCCGAGUGAGGCGCGUGUGGUAUCCCGGAUCCUUCCUCAGUUCCUGGAUGACUUUUUCCCACUGCAGGACAUCAUGAACAAAGUCAUUGGGGAGUUCCUGUCCAAUCAGCAGCCUUACCCGCAAUUCAUGGCUACAGUGGUAUACAAGGUAUUUCAAACACUUCAUGCAACUGGGCAGUCCUCCAUGGUGCGUGACUGGGUGCUACUCUCGCUGUCAAACUUCACACAGAGGACGCCUGUCGCCAUGGCAAUGUGGAGCUUGUCUUGUUUCUUUGUCAGUGCCUCGACCAGUCAGUGGAUCUCUGCCCUCCUGCCUCAUGUCAUCAGUCGCAUGGGUAAGUCCGACACAGUGGACAUUAGUCUCUUUUGUAUGGUAGCUAUGGAUUUCUACCGACACCAGAUCGAUGAAGAGUUAGACCGCAGGGCCUUCCAGACGGUCUUUGAGAUGGUGGCUUCACCUGGUAGUCCGUAUUACCAAUUACUGUGCUGUUUGCAGAGCAUUCACCAAGACACGUCACUAUAAUACAGAAAACAAUAUUGUAUCAUUAGGAUCUCCAUUACAAAUUAGGCAUCAAAAAGUUGGUAACCGUACUCGAGCGGAAGACAUCACAAUUAUCAGAACGUUACAUACCAGGAUGCAUGGCAACAAGAAACAAUUAUCUCUGAUUGGAUGUAUGGACGGUUGCUAUGAAACUGUCCGUGAUACACCAGAGGACAUUACCCCAAGUAGUUCAUAGUUAUUAGAGACAGUGGGACCAAUCCAAGCAAGGACGAGGCCACACGAACCACAGCACAUCAGAAUCUGUAAUCAAAAAAAGUAGUGCUACCAUAAGAAUAUUUGACUGCUUUCACUGUAUGUCACUUAACGUCUCAAAGUCUAUAUGGAUGCAGGCUUCUCCAUAUUUUGUAUGUAUAAAUGCUCUUCAUCUAGUAUCAAAGAAUGCUACUGUGGCAAAACUGUGUGGCUGGUCGCAAAGGUUAUCAGUUAUGGGGUCAAAACUGCAUGACGAUGCAUUUCCAUCAUUAGUAACGUAAUAUUCUAAUAUAGAGAAUUUUCAGCUAUGAACAAACUGACUAAAGAACAUAUUGUAGUGAAUGUUCUUACAGACAUGAUGCAAACACUAUUAAAAUAUCUCCUGCACUUCUGGAAUUUAGCAGAUCCGAGAUCAGAUCUUUAAGUCCACAGACUUAGCUACUCCAGUUUACUUAUUGUCCAACCUUGCUAAAAUCAGUACAUCCGGAUAUUUUAUACGAUACCUGUCUCUACCCUCCUCUCCAACAGUCCAUACUCUCUUGCUCCCUUAAAAAGGAAAGAUGCUCGCUUUCAUACACUCGCUACUCCUUCAGUUUAAAAGCAUUCCUUUUGCAUGGGGCGACGCAUUGCUUUGCUCUGUGUUUGCUAGCACUUGAAGCGAAAAUAGAUUGUAAAUUGAAUUUGUAUAUCCCCUCUAAUGUGGGAGAGGUUGCAUACGACUAUUGGUAUGAUAAGAUUUUUGUGUAUUUAAAUGUAAAAUGUGUUUGACUUGCUGAGUAAGAGGGGUGAAUUGCCUGGAACAAAGUUUAUUUUUCCUCUUGAAAAUUGGUUGUCUAUAUUUGUUGUUUUUAAGUAGGUUUUUUUAAAGACGGAGAGAAACCAGAUCACAAAUGUGAAUCUCUAAAGUCCCUUUAUAUGGACGCGGUUUGAAAUAGCCAGCAUGGAUACAUUUUUAGACGAUGGUUUAUGCAUAUGAAAAUUGCAGCUCAAAUCUACAUACUGUGUCCCUUUAGUUAUUUGUUAAAUUUCUUUUAAAAGCUCAGGACAUAAGAUAUGAUUAUUGAUCUAGUGUAAUGACUGGAAGUAUGUAUUUUAAUC
Molecule: messenger RNA, 11157 nt
Organism: Sinocyclocheilus grahami
Lineage: Eukaryota; Metazoa; Chordata; Actinopteri; Cypriniformes; Cyprinidae
Product: huntingtin-like
Exons: 66
Coding region: 286-9828 (3180 amino acids)
Cellular component (GO): nucleus; cytoplasm
Source: RefSeq, a predicted model, not a curated record